AUGACUCUAUCAAAGUUGAUUCUUCUAAUUUUUCUUUUCAAUAUUGGAUAUUGUGAACAAGUUAAAAUUGAAUGUUCGAAUUCAUUUUUUACUAAUAAUACUAAUGAUUUAUGUUAUUAUGAUGAUAAAAAAUUAUUUUCAUGGUCCGAUGCAUAUAAUCAAUGUCUAAAUAGAACGAUUAACGGAAUACUUAUUCAAAUAUUUUCUAGUGAACAAUUUAAUUUAUUAAAAAAUGCAAACAUUGAUGAAACAUCACUAUUUUGGUUAGGUGCAAAUAAUUUUGCAUCAUUUCGCGAUUUUCAUUGGCAUUGGCUUGAUGGAUCUACAGUUGACAGUUCAGCGAUUACCUGGUGUCCAAAUAGUACAUAUGAAACAGCUGUUGGCACAUAUUGUGCAGCUUAUGAUAGUACUUUACAAUGUGUUAAUAAUUAUUUAUGUAAUACUCUCUUACCAGCUCCAUGUGUAUCUGCGGUAAAUGGUAUAAAUCAAAACACUAAAAUAAGGUUGAUUUCUCAACCAAGAGCAACUUAUUUAUGUAGUAGUACAUCCGGUGUUGCUUAUGCAAAUUGGUGGACAUAUUCAAUUUUACUUCUUAAUUGGUUUAUACUUUUUUGUUUUUUUCUUUAUUUAUGCAAUCGUUUUACAAUAAAUAAAAAUACACUUAUAUUAAUAUCAGCUAUUGCUAUAUUAUCAUUUAUAUUGAUAAUUAUUUAUGCUAUUCUAUGGAGUGUUCAAUAUCAAGAUAUUAUUCAAAUACCAUUAGCUAUUGUUAUAAUUGGUUGUAUAGCUAGUACACUUAUUUAUAUUGCUUUAUUCAUUAUAUUAAAUGAUCGUACUCGUGUACAACGUUGUAUGGCAUGUAUGAUAUUAAUAUUUUCAACAAUAAUUCUUGAAUCUUUUUUAAUGCUUGGUUUAAUUCUUUGUAUUGCAUAUUGUUCAGCAUAUAUAACACUUUCAUGGACAAGUCUUGAUAAAGAUGUUACGGCCUCAGUUUUAGCGUCAUUAAUUGCUGCUAUAUCAGUUUUAUUUUAUACAGGAAUUCUUUAUCUAUUAGAAAAUGAUGGUUAUGAUCGUAUACAUGCAGUAAAACCAGCUAAUACAAAUCUAAUUCCACUUGCACCAGCACAACCAAUUGCUUCUCUUCAUCAACCACAGAAUAAUGUUCCAAUAAAUCAUCAUCGACCAAAUUCAAUUAUACCAUUAAAAAAACCGGAACAAAUCGAACGAGCAACAUCACCUGUUGAUGAACGUAUUCUUCAAGAAUUUUAUGCAGAUCGACCAAACGAUAUGCAUCACUAUAAUUUGGAAGGUAAAAACUAUAUUGUUUAUGAAAAGACGAACCAAACUAACGUUGAAUCAUAUAGAAUAGAUUUAACACAAGCAAUGUUAUUACAAGAAUCACAAGGUCUUAAAGAUGCAAUUAGUCGUGCAAAAGGUUCAAUUCAUGCAUCAAGUCUUGUUGAUGAAAUUCAACAGGCUGAAAAUUUAGCUACACAAUUAGUAUAA
This is a messenger RNA of Rotaria sordida, 1506 nucleotides long. Lineage: Eukaryota; Metazoa; Rotifera; Eurotatoria; Philodinida; Philodinidae. The record is from the annotation of a GenBank genome assembly.